AUGGGUAUUCUCAAAAUCGUCGAGCUCAAAAUGGUCGCACACGGCGACCACGUGCUCGACCUGAAAGAAUAUCCCUUUAUGGCCUCCCUACACCGGAAGGAUCCGACCACCGGGAAAUUCAAGGCCCAAUGCGGUGCGACGAUCCUGAACCAGCAAUGGGUGCUUACGGCCGGGCAUUGUGUUUGGAAACAUAUUCCCUACAAAAACACCUUGAAGAUCCAGGCGGGGACCAUAAACUCAGACCCAACCAAAUCCGGGCAAAUGAUCGAUGUAACAAAAGUCAUCAUGCACGAGGGCUUUGUUAACAAGUCGGGAAAGACCCCGCGAGGCAGUGAUUUUUGGUUCUACAACGACAUUGCUGUCCUUAAGCUGAAAAGCAAGCUGACCUACGGAGGCCAGGUGGGCCCGGCCAUUCUCGUCAACAACGCCAAGGAGAAGCUGUGGCCAGCCGGUCAAAAGGCUACGAUAAUGGGCUGGGGCUACACGAACAUGUUUCCGGUAAUGAUGCCAUCACUCCUAUCGGCCCCGAUGACAGCCAUGUCCGAAAAGGAAUGCACCCGACAGUUCCCCACCGACUAUAUGCAGCUGAUGAUCUGCGCUUCCGGAUUUUUAAGGGGACCAUGUCCGGGUGAUUCCGGAGGUCCGAUCGUGCGCGAAUACUUCUCGAAAAAAUCCGGCAAAUUCAAGAACAUCCAAGUGGGCAUCAUCAGCCGUGGCCCCGGCAACUGUCAAUACGACAAUGAUGAAUACGCCGCCUUCACCGACACGUACCGCUUCUGCGGGUGGAUCGAACGGAUCAUUGGGCUCGACGGGAUUUGUAAAAGAUUGGAAGAGAUU
Messenger RNA from Mesorhabditis spiculigera, 837 nucleotides. NCBI's taxonomy places the organism in Eukaryota, Metazoa, Nematoda, Chromadorea, Rhabditida, Rhabditidae. The record is from the annotation of a GenBank genome assembly.